Messenger RNA from Manis pentadactyla (Chinese pangolin), 1194 nucleotides. RefSeq lists its product as uncharacterized. Gene Ontology annotation, molecular function: RNA-DNA hybrid ribonuclease activity; nucleic acid binding. NCBI's taxonomy places the organism in Eukaryota, Metazoa, Chordata, Mammalia, Pholidota, Manidae. Bases 1 to 1194 code for a protein of 397 amino acids. The transcript has 4 exons. The record is from RefSeq and is a predicted model, not a curated record.
AUGGAAGAAGAUUGCCUGAAAGGGACGGAGAAACUUCUGGCAGAAUUAGGAACUCUAGGAUAUCGGGGAUCAGCCAAGAAAGCACAAAUCUGCAAACGACAGCUCGGACCGUGGAAACAGCCUGUAGCAUACCUGUCUAAAAAACUAGAUCCAGUAGCCACUGGCUGGCCUGCAUGUUUGAAAAUAAUCGCUACAGCAGCAUUGUUAGUCAAAGAUGCGGACAAAUUAACCCUAGGGCAAAAUCUAACCGUGACUGUUCCGCAUGUGCUAGAAAGCAUAAUCCGGCAGCCCCUGCAUCGGUGGCUUACAAAUGCUCGGAUAACUCACUACCAAGCCCUGUUGCUCAACUCCGACCGGGUGACAUUCUCCCCGCUGACCAGUCUCAAUCCGGCCACUUUGCUGCCAGACCCCGAUCUUGAACCCCCAGUGCAUGACUGUCAGCAAGUAUUAGCUGAAGCCCAUGGGUGGCGUAAAGACUUGACUGACCUGCCUUUUCCAGAUGCUGAAGCCACCUGGUUCACAGAUGGAAGCAGCUACCUUGACCAAGGAAAGCAUAAGGCAGGGGCGGCAGUGGUAGAUGGAGAAAAAAUGGUGUGGGCUCAGCCCCUCCCCGAGGGAACCUUGGCACAGAAAUCUGAGCUCAUUGCUCUUACGAGAGCGCUAGAACUGGGGUCUGGAAAGAAAAUUAACAUCUAUACAGAUAGUAGGUAUGCUUUUGCGACGGCACAUGUGCAUGGAGCCAUUUACCAACAAAGAGGACUCCUCACCUCCAAAGGAAGAGAAAUAAAAAACAAGCCGGAAAUCACGGCACUCUUAGAAGCUCUGCACAAACCAGCCAAAGUUGAAAGCUCUCCAGGCAGUCCAAAGGGAAGUGUGGACCCAACUAAAACCAGCCUACGAGCCCGGUACUUCAGAAUACAAUUAAUACCCCGCCUCAUUUAUCAUUCUUAUGACAAAGUCCUGUCCCAACUAAGCCAGUCUCCGCCUCGAGUCAAACGGGAACCCGUGAGUCUGACUAUUUCCCUCUUACUAGGCCUCGGCCUAGGGGCGGUGGGGGUAGCCACAGGGGCAUCCUCACUAGUUCUCCAAAACCAGCAUUACAACAACCUCAGAGAAGCCAUAGACGCAGACUUGGAAGAGAUAGAACAAUCUAUAUCCACCCUGCAAGACUCUUUAACUUCUUUGUCAGAGUAG